This is a messenger RNA of Fusarium vanettenii 77-13-4, 2568 nucleotides long. RefSeq lists its product as uncharacterized. The record is from RefSeq and is a predicted model, not a curated record. NCBI's taxonomy places the organism in Eukaryota, Fungi, Ascomycota, Sordariomycetes, Hypocreales, Nectriaceae. Gene Ontology annotation, molecular function: 3-dehydroquinate dehydratase activity; shikimate 3-dehydrogenase (NADP+) activity. Bases 1 to 2568 code for a protein of 855 amino acids. Gene Ontology annotation, biological process: chorismate biosynthetic process; shikimate metabolic process. The transcript has 2 exons.
AUGUCAACCACACCCAGCAGAGCCUCGCGAUUGCAUGACAACUCACCGUCGGCCCCAUGCCAAACCCACGUCAUCGGCGAGCCGGGACCCUCAAGCGCGCCGGCUUCCAGAGCGCCAACUCGUCCUCAAUCCCCGACAUGUAGCGCCCCUAGAUACAAUGCUGGCGCAUCUAUCGCUCUCGUCGGCAUGAGAGGAACCGGCAUGUCAACGCUGGCAGUCAUGGCCUCGAACGCGUUAGGGUUCCGACUCCUCGAUGGCGACCAGUAUUUCUACAAAGUCACGGGUCUGUCCCGAGCUGCGUAUAAAUCCGCUCACGGCAUCUCCCAAUACCGCCAGGAGGAGCUACGACUGAUGCGGUCCAUGCUCUUUGAUAAUCCGACGGGCGCGGUCAUUGUCUGCGGUCCUGGUGUUGUUGAGGGGACGGGCAAAGAGUGGCUCGGAGAAUACUCAAAGACACAUCCUGUCAUAUACAUCGUGCGAGACGCGGAAGAAAUUCAACGGCACUUGAGAGUAUGGGACGUGGAGACUAUCAAGAACCUCAUCCGUCGGACAGGGCCGGCUUACCGGGGCUUGUCGAGCUUCGAGUUCUACAAUCUCUCGGACAUGUCGCUCUCCGAAUCCGAGCCGACCUCUCUCUCUGGGAACCAGUCCCCGAAGUCUCUUGCGCUAAAGAGCGUUGAGGAGGACUUCCUCCACCUUAUCAACGGGGUCAUGAGACGGGACUGCCAGAGUUGCAAGUACAGGGCCCACCACAGCCUUUCUUCGUUGCUACCAGAAGCAAGGGGUUUCACGUACGCCCUGACGAUGCCACUAUCAACGCUCGAGGCCCUGGGGCCCAAAUUCCGCGGUGUAGAUAUGGAGGCGGAUGCACUGGAACUCACAAUCUCUCUGUCUGAGCUCCGCAAUCAGGGGACAAUCUUUGACGAUGCGGUGGCAGACCGGAUAAGCCGGCUGAUGUGCGUUGCUCGGAGGAACAUCCGGCUGCCGAUGCUAUACCAUAUACUCACUGACGCUUCCUGCUCUUGGCGAGCUGACUUCGUAGAAGCCAUAGACCAGGACGCGUACUUUAGUCUCCUCCACCACGGCCUGCGACUGGCACCGGAAUAUCUCUGCGUCGACCUCGAGUGCGACGAAGACAAGAUUCGCCACUUGGUCGCCUGCAAAGGGCGGACAAAGAUACUAGCACAUUAUACAGAGCCCAAUCCCGCUGCUCAGGGUUGGAACUCCCCAGAACGAUGGAAUCUGGUCCAUCGCGCACAGGAGCUGGGAUGCGACAUGGUCCGAAUCUGCCAGGAGGCCAUGUCCACAGCCGACAACUUCACAGUACAAUAUUUCCUCCAUCAAGUCAAGACCUCUCAAGAGCGCAUAAUCCCCGUGAUAGCAUACAACACAGGCCGCCUGGGGCGCAUGUCCUGCUCCUUCAACUCGAUCCUCAGCCCCGUCACACACCCCGUCGUCCGGAGCCUAGCUCCAGACUGUUCAUCAAGCUCCCUCCUCACAGUCCAAGAGUCCCAAAAAGCGCUCUUCUCGUCGUUCCUUCUCGACCCGCAGUACUUUGGCAUCUAUGGAAACAACGUCUCCCAGAGUCUUUCGCCAGCCAUGCACAACGCCGCAUUCAAGCUGCUUGGCAUGCCGCACCGCUACAAGGUCUUUUCCCACGACUCUCUAAAUGAGCUUAGGGGAUUGAUCAGCGACCCUGACUUUGGAGGGGCGAGUAUCACGGCGCCGUUCAAGAGGGAAGUGAUUCCACUGGUGGCCUUUAUGAGCCGUGAGGCGAGGGCCAUUGGCGCCGUCAACACACUGCUGUCGAUGAAGAGACCGACCAUGGACUCCCUGCUGGAUAGGAACAGGGCUGGGCCGACGGCGGCACUCUUUGGAGAAAAUACAGAUUGGAUCGGUAUUCACACUUGCGUUCGCCGGAAUCUGUCUCCCAUCAACGCUGUCAAGCGACGGACGACUGCUCUUAUCGUAGGUGCAGGAGGAAUGGCUCGUGCAGCGGCAUACGCGCUAAUUCGGCUUGGAGUCGGGACCAUCUUUGUCCACAACCGCACCGUUCAGAGGGCAGAGGAACUUGCGAAGCAGUUUGAUGGCAGGCCUUACCGAAGUGACGGCCAGGAUGAGAUGGAUCACUGUGGGAGAGGCAGAAGCAGCGAGAGCCCGGAAUACGGCGCAAACCCCACGUUCAAGGUUAUCAGCUCAAAAGACGAGGUCUGGCCGGAAGAUUCGAACCCUCCGACGAUUAUUGUAUCAUGCGUCGCUACCCGGGAUCUUGACGGGUCAUGCUCUGUCAACACGAGCAUCCCGCCUGACUGGCUUGGAAGCCCAACUGGCGGAGUUGUGAUUGAGCUUUCCUACACGCCACUGGAGACCCCGUUGCUCAGGCAAGUCCGGGGUAUGAGCGAUCGGGGAUGGAUAGCUGUAGAUGGCCUUCAGGUUCUACCAGAGCAGGGCAUGAUGCAGUUUGAGAUGUUUACAAUGAGGCGGGCUCCUGAGAAGCUAAUGAGGGAUACAGUGUUCCGGGCGUACGAUGAGAGGAGAAGUAGAGAGCUGUCCUCUAAAGCGUCAUAA